ACUACUUCUGCAAAGCGUCGUGCUUAUAUAUAUAUUAGUCCGCACUUUUGAGUCUUCAAUCAAGGAAAAGAUCUGUUUUUUUCUUGUAGCAAAAUGGAGAGUAAUGGCGUUGCUGAGGUUACAAAUGAGAAUGGUGGUUAUGAUCUUGCCUCGAUUCUGUUCUCUGCAGAAAGGGACUACCUUGUCCGCAACAAUGGUGAUCAGGUGAAACUCGAUAGCCUUAAAGGUAAGAUAGUCGGGUUGUAUUUCUCUGCUUCAUGGUGCGGUCCGUGCCAACGCUUCACUCCAGUCUUGGUGGAAGUCUACAACCAACUCCAAAAACACCACAACUUCGAGGUUGUGUUUGUCUCGGGAGAUGAAGACAAUGAGGCGUAUGAUGCGUAUUUCUCCAAGAUGCCCUGGCUUGCAAUCCCGUUUUCUGAUUCUGAGGCACGUGAGAAACUGGACGCAUUGUUCACUGUGAGUGGAAUACCCCACCUCGUGAUCCUGGACAAGGACGGAAAGGUACUGACAAACGAAGGAGUGGAAGUCAUCCAAGAAUAUGAGGAUGAAGCGUACCCUUUUUCUCCCGAGCAUAUUGGAAAACUGAGGGAGCAAGAAGCAGCAGCAAAGGCGAACCAGUCGCUGAAAACCUUACUCGUGUCUAAGUCGAGGGACUAUCUGAUAUCAGCCGACGGGAAGGAGGUGCCCGUAGCUGAACUUGAAGGUAAGACUAUCGGCUUAUAUUUCCUUUUGGCGACGUACAACGGUUGCCUCGCUUUCAAUCCAAAGCUCAUUGAAGCGUACAAGAGUUUGAAAGAAGAGGGAGAGAAUUUUGAGAUAGUGAUGAUACCUCUCGAUGAUGAUGAGCCGUCGUUUCAAGAAGAGUUUGCUUCCCUCCCGUGGUAUUCCUUGCCUGUCAAGGAUAAAUGCUGUUCCAAACUAGUGAGGUAUUUCGAGCUCAACAGCCUCCCUACGGUGGUUGUGAUCGGGCCGGAUGGGAAGACACUUCACCCGAACGUCGCUGAAGCCAUUGAGGAGCACGGCAUGAAGGCAUAUCCCUUCACACCCGAGAAAUUUGCUGAGCUUGAAGAGUUAGAAAAGGCGAAGCGCGAUGCACAAACACUCGAAUCCAUUUUGGUGUCUGAGGAUUGUGAUUUCGUGCUCGGGAAAGACGGCAUCAAGGUACCGGUUUCGGAUCUCGUUGGGAAAAACGUGCUGCUCUACUUUUCGGCACACUGGUGCCCGCCUUGCCGCGCGUUCCUUCCGAUGCUCAUCCAAGCGUAUAAAGAAAUCAAGGCAAAAGUCGAGGCCUUCGAAGUGAUAUUCAUCUCAAGCGACCGGGAUCAAGCCUCGUUCGAUGAGUUCUUCUCGAAGAUGCCAUGGCUCGCUCUCCCGUUCGGGGACAAACGGAAGCAAGCUCUAAGUAGCUUGUUCAAGGUACGAGGGAUCCCGAUGGUAGUCGCGAUCGGGCCAACCGGGAAAACCGUCACGACCGAUGCCCGAGAGCAAAUCAUGAGCCACGGUUCCGGAGCGUAUCCCUUCACGGUGGAACGGAUCAAGGAGAUUGAGGCCACGUACGAUAAAAUGGCGGAAGGGUGGCCGGAGAAGGUCGAGCACGAGUCUCAUCACCACGAGCUCGUUCUCACCAAGCGCCAGUUCUUCAACUGCGAUGGUUGCAGCGAGGAGGGGCGCAUAUGGUCGUACUAUUGCGACGAGUGCGACUUUGAUCUCCACCCGAAGUGCGCCUUGGGCAACGAGGGAGUCGGAGGCGGAGGCGAUGGAGGAGCAAAGGAAGAAGAUAAGGCCACUGCUCAAGGGUGGAUCUGUGAUGGUGAUAAGUGUUACAAAGAAUGAAAAAUGGAGGAAAACAAGGUGUGAAUGUUGCUGCAUAAGUACUAAAGUUUGCCUACACUCUUGAAAGUAAAAUUCACAUUGAAAAUGAUUGAAACUUUCAGUAGGAUACUAUGUUGUGUGGAUUUUAUUUAGUACUAUUGCGUAAGGUGUCUGGAAAUUGUAUCCUUGAGCAGUUAUGUGUUUGCAUACAUGUAUACUGAUUAUCAUUCAUGUGUGUGCAUGAUUUUGAAUAUUAUUACUACUCCUAAAAUUUGAUUUUA
This is a messenger RNA of Salvia hispanica, 2096 nucleotides long. RefSeq names its product DC1 domain-containing protein. The record is from RefSeq and is a predicted model, not a curated record. Lineage: Eukaryota; Viridiplantae; Streptophyta; Magnoliopsida; Lamiales; Lamiaceae. Gene Ontology annotation, molecular function: thioredoxin-disulfide reductase (NADPH) activity.